UUUUACUGAGCCGCCUGUUUCGGGUGCCGCCAUGUUGGUGAGGAGAAAUCACCGUUACGGCCACUGUCCAAAUCCCCGCGUCGCUGCACGCCGCCCGCCCGCUCCCAAGCCUCAGCCACCGGCGGCGAAUAGAGACUAAAGCGGCAGCGCCGGCAACGCGGGGCCGUUGCCCAGUGUUUGCAGUUAGAGCCCCAUCUCUCUGGCGUGGUUGUUAAUAGACUGGAAAGUCUGUGUCUGUGUCGCUCACUAGUAACCGUGAGUUUUUACCACUUCGUCACCUCUCGGCGGCGGCCGGGAGCAGGUGCCCGCAGGCGGCGCAGGGGUCCUCCCCGCGCCCCGCCGCCACCGCCGCCGCCGGCCUGGCAGAUCUGCCCUCCAGCCCCGCCCCGUUCUUGACCAAACAUGACAGACUCUGAACAUGCAGGGCACGACAGAGAAGAUGGCGAAUUAGAAGAUGGUGAAAUAGAUGAUGCAGGAUUUGAAGAGACGCAAGAACAGGAAGCAAAAGAAGAUGAAAAACAGAAAAAUGAAAAAGGCUACAAAAAAUCAAGAAAAAAACACAAGAAAGAAAAAGAGAAAAAAAAGUCCAAACGAAGAAAACGUGAGAAAUACAAGCAUAAUUCUCCGUCUAGUGAUGAUAGUUCAGACUACAGCCUUGCUUCAGAUGUUGAACACACAGAGAGUUCCCGUAAGAAAGGAACUAGUUUCUACAGGGAUUAUAACAUUCCAUUUCUUCAGCAUGGUCAUAUAUCAGGAAGCUACAUGACAUCCCAGAAAGAGCCACAUAACAAAAAAUUUAAAACUAAAGACUAUGAUGAAUACAGUCCGUACAGUGAUGACAACUUUGGUAACUAUAGUGAUGACAACUUCGGUAACUAUAAUCAGGAAACAGAAGAAGAUUUUGUCAAGCAGCUGAAACAAUACAGACAAGCAAAAGAAGUCUCAAAUACUGCUUUAGGAUCAUCAUUUUCUAAGGAACCAGGGAAAAAACAGAGAAUGAAAGGAUUCCAGCAAGGUAUUGAACAAAGGAUUAAAAGUUAUAAUGUUGGUCGUGGACGUGGUUUGCAGAAGAAAAUCAAACGCAAAGAUCGUGGGGGAAGAUCCAGUAAAGGCCCUAAUGUUUUUUCAGGAAUGGAUGAUUUUCAAGAGAAUAGUAAACCAGGGAAAAAAUGGAAGGUUAUGACUCAGGAAUUUAUUAAUCAGCAUACAGUGGAACACAAAGGAAAACAAAUUUGUAAAUAUUUUCUGGAAGGAAGAUGUAUUAAGGGAGACCAAUGUAAAUUUGAUCAUGAUGCAGAGUUGGAGAAGAGAAAAGAGAUCUGCAAAUUUUAUUUGCAAGGAUAUUGUACCAAAGGAGAGAACUGCAUUUAUAUGCAUAAUGAAUUUCCAUGCAAAUUCUAUCAUACUGGAGCAAAAUGUUACCAAGGAGACAACUGUAAGUUUUCUCAUGAUGACCUGACUAAAGAAACAAAGAAACUUUUGGACAAAGUGUUGAAUACUGAUGAAGAACCCACAAAUGAAGAUGAAAGAGAAUUAGAAGAACUUAGAAAACGUGGCAUAGCUCCUCUUCCCAAACCACCUCCAGGAGUUGGGCUUCUGCCAACCCCACCAGAGCAUUUUUCCUUUUCUGAACCUGAAGAUGAUUUUUCGACAGAUCUCCCUGAUGAUUUCAAGAAAAUCCCAUCUCUUUUUGAAAUAGUUGUAAAGCCUACUGUGGAUUUAGCACACAAGAUUGGGAAGAAUCCACCAGCAUUUUAUAACAGUGCCUCACCACCAGGACCACAAUUUCAGGAAAGCAGCCCACACCCUCAACCUGCCUACAGCUCUGGAUCUAGUCCAGGUCCUGUACCUACUAUGUCUCAGGGACACGACAGUCCUGUGAUACACCCAGGAUCCCCUGGACAUCACCCAUGUGCAGUACCUCCUGGUUUACCAAUGCCACAAAGUCCACCUUUGGCUACUGGUCCACCUGGAGUUGUAGGCCCACACAGUCAAGCUGGAGUACUUGUUCAACCAGGACCACCUUUGACACCACCUAGUAUAAGUGCUUACCACUCCCCGGGCUUUCAAGGACAUAUGAUGACUGUACCUCGAGAGAACCACUCGUCUCCAGGUUCAUCUCACCAGCAGAGUCCUGGGGAAAUGCAACUCAGCACCAGUUAUGAGUCCCUACAAAACCCAGCAGAAUUUUAUGAUCAUUACUACUCACAUCAUGCUGUCCAUCAUUUUCAGCUUCCCAAUAACUCUGAUGAUGAGAUGUGGCAUGGUGAAUUUGCCCAGCAUCAGCCUCCCAUGGUUCAAGACUCCCAUAACCAUGGCAGUGGGUCUGACGGAAGUAGCAUAACAGUCCACAACCCCUUGACUGUACCAGGUCUCCUCCCUGCAGUGCAGAGGGCACUUUUUGUGAGACUUACUCAGAAAUACCAAGAAGAUGAAGACCCAAACAGCACCGAGUCUCACAGGGCACCAAGCAAGGAAGAAGAUGAUACUGUUAACUGGUAUUCCAGCAGUGAAGAGGAAGAAGGAAGCAGUGUCAAGUCAAUACUGAAAACAUUACAGAAACAAACAGAAACUUUAAGGAAUCAGCAACAACUUCCCACAGAACUCAGCACUCCUACUGAUCCAAGACUUGCUAAAGAGAAAAGUAAAGUACACCAAGUGGUUGACCCUAGACUUAGGACUAUCCCAAGGCAAGGCAUUAGAAACCCUUCUGAGUCUGCCCCACUGGAUCUUAGACUUGCGUGGGAUCCCAGGAAACUAAGAGGGAAUGGAAGUGGUCACGUAGGCUCUUCUGUUGGUGGAGCUAAGUGUGAUUUACGUCACGCAAAUGCUGGCACUAAUGUCAAACACAAAAGAGGAGAUGAUGAUGAAAAUGCAGAAAGAGAACUGAGAGAAAAAGCUGUCUUAAUACCUCUGGAUUCUUCACCUGGUAUAAUACUCCAGGAUCCAAGGUCACAAUUGAGGCAGUUCAGUCACAUUAAAAUGGAUAUUGUACUAACCAAACCAAACUUUGCAAAACACAUCGUGUGGGCUCCAGAAGACUUACUUCCAGUACCUUUGCCUAAACCUGAUCCAGUAUCUUCAAUUAAUUUACCUCUACCCCCUCUUAUAGCUGACCAGAGGCUCAAUCGGUUGUGGGAUACAAAAAGUGAUCUUCAUCAGAACACAGUGCUCAUUGAUCUGAAAUUAGCAGCCAAAGCCAAAAACAAUACAACAAACAGAGAGGUCUACUUAGAACAAUUUGGAGACUUGCAUAGUUCAGGAAGUAAAUUAGGAGAUCCCAGGCUGCAAAAAAAUUUUGAUCCUAGACUUCACAGGUUGCCCCACACAGAGUCUCAUCAGAUGGUUACAAAGGAUUCACAUACAUCUAAAGGUACCCCUCGUUUAGCAAGAUCAAACCCUGGUUCAUCACAGCCCUCAGGGCCAGUCACUAGCAGUCCUGGGCCUGGAGUUUUGCCUCCAUAUGCCCCUAAACUAUCAUCUUCAGCAGGCCUUCCACUGGGAACUUCAAGUUCAGUUCUUAGUGGUAUUAGUUUGUAUGAUCCCAGGGAGCAUGGUUCAUCAUCUACAUCCGAGACAGCAACAGUUUCUUUGGGGGAAAAUGCAGAAAACCAGAAAAAAAGUGGUUUAAAAAGUAGUGGCAAAAAUGAGCCGUCUCCUGCCGAAGCAAUUCUGCCACAAAAAACCACUCCACAUAUGGAAGUCACUGUCAAUGGGCCAGCUGACCCCCAGGCAGAGCUCAGGAGUUCUGGUAAGGUCCAGGCCCCAGCAGUGCACAGUCUUCCUAUCCCAGCAUUAACAGGCUUAAUUAGACCUCAGUACAGUGAUCCAAGGCAGGCUAGGCAGCCAGGACAGGUGAGCCCAACCCCAGAGAAUGAUCCCAAUAAAGAAGUGGAUGAUAAGUCUCUAAAAGAGGUUUUCAAAACGUUUGAUCCAACUGCUUCACCAUUUUGUUAGCUAUUGUGUUACUAAGCAGUUCUUUUCACUCUUCUGACUAUUGUAGUUCUCUACUGUUUUGUAACUGGUUUACCUCUAUAGUUUAUUUAUUUUUAAAUUAUAAACACUUUUCAGCUGCUAGUAUUAGAACCACAUGAAGUUAUAUCUUCUAAAGCCUGUGGUAUUUUAUAUAAUAUUUUUAUAACUUUAAGAGACUGUAGUAAUUGACAUAGAAUCCUAUAUAUCAUGUUAGCUUCAGUAAAAAGUAUGUUUAUUGUAAAUAAAUCAUCAUGAACUCAACACUCUGCCUGAAUAUAUGCCAGUUGUCUUUCUUAAUCAAUGUUUAGAUUAACAAUGACCACUUUUAUAUGGUUGUUUAGUUUCAAGCAAUAUGAUGUACAUUACUUUUGAGACAGUAUUUUGGCUAGGAUCCUCUCUAUUUGUCAACACAGAACUGACAAUUAAUACAUAAUGCUAACUGCUAACUAAAAUAUAAAAUGAAAUAAACAUUUUGAAAUCAUCAUAAGCAGAAAAGUUCUUGUGAAGGGCAUCAGUUUGUUAGUAUUGGCAAUAUUAUUUGUGUAAAUGAAGCAUUUGAAUGUUAUAUCUUUUUAAAGUAUUUUAUUGUAUACUGUAUAAUAGAAGUUUAAAGUAUAUAAAUAGAAUGUUUUGCUAAAGUGAAAAAUCCCUAAGUUCUCUAAUUUUUUAAUUUAAUUUUUCAUAUUAAAUAGUUAUGAGUUUCUGCUGUGUUAUGUGGUGAUGUUUAUGUAUUUCAAUGUAUUUUUGUCUCUAGCAACAUAAUUUAUAUUACUUUUUCAAAUAAUGUAGCUGCAAUAAUUGUAUUGAUCAUGACUUUGGCAAAUUUUAACAAAAAUUUAAAAGAUCCAGUGAGAGUCUGUAGUGAUUAUUACAUGGUUAAUGUUUUAAAUUGCCCAGGUACCAGAUUUUUACUUCAGUAGCAAGAAAACCAAGAGUCUGCUGGUAUAGUCGAUUGUAUAUGGCUGCCAAUAAAGAAUCUCCUUCAGAACUUGCCCGGCUGGCAUUUUAUAACAGAGGGGAGUACCUUGUGUUUUUAAGUAUUUAAUGUCCUCAGAGUUUAUUAUUUUCCUAACUAGAUUGGAAACUGUAUUUUUAUGAAAAAUGACUUGUAUUCAUUGUUGUGUAUUUGUUGCAAUAUAUAAAUAAUGGCAGCCCUCUUUGUUUUAUACAUAUUUAUAACUUAAACCAAAUAUUAUACCAAUAUUUAUAUCCUGAACUGGAGGUAUACAUAUGACAGUUAUUGCUGGUAACAGCUCUAAUAAGUAACUCAAACAGAGCAUAACAUUAUCAUUAUAAAAGAUAAUGAAAGUAGGAAAGUUAGGAUAUUAAAAUUUAGCCCAAUCAAUUCUUAAAUGCAAGCAACUACUUUUGAAAAGAGAUUUAAAAAAAUAUAUAGCAAAAUGCUUCUGUGAGAACCUAACACACAUAUAGUUUAAUAAUAAUGCAUGUCUUCCCUAUUCUUCACUUACUAUUUUGUAACUUUUGAUUUUUGCUGUGAUUCUGUGAUAAAAUGGGGUUGUAGUUAAGUGAGCAAAAACUCUGCCUACUAAAGAGACUUUCUUUGUUAAGUGGAAGGACAGUUAUUCAAGGGCAUAUGGAUUCUACUGCUUAUACUUUGGUUGUAUUGCUGCCUAAAAUGGCACUGGAUAGCAUUUUGGGAUUUAAAAAUGUAGUUUAUAAUCCGACAAAGAAAAUGUUUUCUAGUUUACUGUCUGAACAAACUUAUCAUUUAUCUAAAAGUUAAUAGAAUAGAUAAAACUGGCAAAAAAGAGAACCAUAAGUGAUGCUUUGUAUUUCAGAGUAUAAUUUACUCUUUUUACCAGGGUAAAAUCGGCUUAGUUUUAUUAAUUAGAAAAUUUAAACAUGUAUUUAACUCAUUUCUGUACUUCAUAACUACUUGUGUUAUGUAAUACAGUCCACAUUUUGAAAUCAUACAAAGAAGAUCAUUU
Chrysochloris asiatica (Cape golden mole) is the source of this 5924-nucleotide messenger RNA. It is a transcript of the gene ZC3H6, whose product is annotated as zinc finger CCCH-type containing 6. Gene Ontology annotation, cellular component: nucleus. Gene Ontology annotation, molecular function: metal ion binding; RNA binding. Gene Ontology annotation, biological process: negative regulation of DNA-templated transcription. The record is from RefSeq and is a predicted model, not a curated record. Bases 403 to 3957 code for a protein of 1184 amino acids. The transcript has 12 exons. NCBI's taxonomy places the organism in Eukaryota, Metazoa, Chordata, Mammalia, Afrosoricida, Chrysochloridae.